UAUCAGAAUGUCACAGCCUGUAACACUUUCCCAUUUUGCUUGCAGGGAUAAGACACUGUCUUAAAAAUGUCAAAACAGCCAGCGUCACAUGUCAAAGCCAUUCAGGCUAAUAUUAACAUCCCCAUGGGAGCUUUUAGACCUGGUGCAGGACACCCUCAUAAAAGAAAAGAAGUAACACCUGAAGAAGUGGAGGAGAGUGUACCUGCUACAGAAGAGGAGAAAGACAAGAAGCAUCUCCCAGGAGCUAUAAAACUUCCAGGUCCUGCUGUCAACUUGUCAGAGAUUCAGAACAUAAAGAGUGAGCUGAAAUUUGUCCCCAAAGCUGAGCAGUAGUUGGAAGAAGCAGGUCUGAAAAGAAACCAAACGGAUUCCAUGAAUGGAUAUCAUCUGAAAUGUUUUAUAUAUUUUUAUGAAGACUGAACUUCCUAAUUCUGCAACACUCCAUGGGAAACAUCUUCUUUGUACAUUUAUAUCAACACUUUCUUCUUGUCCAUUUUGCUUAACACAGAAAAGUACUGAUGAAAUAAGAGAGCACAGAAAUUAAUGAGAAAUAUGUAUAUAUUCGGGAAUGACUUAAUCUGAGAUCAGGGAAUAGAAUAUUUAGAAGUUUGAGGAAAAGUGGUAUAAAUGCUUUAUUAAAGAAAAAGUAAUUAUUUACAAUUAAUUUGGUUUCUUUUUUAAAAAGAAUGAAUAUAGGCAAAAGAGUUUUAAAAAGACUUCAUCAAAGGACGAAGAAUGUAAUGUGUGAUUUCCUGUUCUGUAUUCCUGGUUGUGGAACAGGAAUAGUGGAUUAUGUGUAAUAAAGGGAGAGACAAUACUAAAAGGGGUGGUCUUUAUGGUGAGUUUAGCUAAAUUCUUGCUGCAGAGCCAAAGUAUUUCUUUUUCGUGGGAAUAUAAACAUGCACCAGUGUUCUGAUGUUCACGCUUCACCUUAACCUUGUACAAUGAAAAAAUACAAGGUGUGAGCCUUCAAUCUUUAUAUGCAAGUUGUUCUGAAAGUAAUACCUCGCAUUUAUUUUCAUCGAAACUACAACAGAUACAAAGAGCACAAUAACACUAUUUGAUAGAACAAAUUCUCAGCUGCAAAACACUAUUUUUUAACAGUCAUCACUCCUAGCUAUGCAUUUUCAUCAGUGAUGAACAAGAGCCUGCAUGCUGUGCUUGUAAAAACCUGCACCAGCUGAGGUGACCUAUUGUCACUGUUGCCACCACUAAAAAGCACCAUCCUCUGCCUCACUGUGCUCACAUCUACUGGUUGGUCUCCAGAAACAUUCACAAGCAUUGAUAAAUGUCAGUGGGUCCAUUUUUUCUGCAUGGAGGAAUUCAGUGACACACCUUUGCUUCAUCUGCACUUCCAUGCCCCUCUGCUGCCAUCUGUCACACAGCAACAAAAUGUGAUGGGAUAUUGGUGGGAAGGUUAACCUCUGCUGCCAUACCACCAGUAUCUGCCUCUGUCAUCAUGAAUCAACAUAAUAAAAUAGGAGGUGUUACUUUCAGAGCAUGCCUCUUACAAAUAAACAGGUCAAACAGCCUUGUAGGAACAUGCUCCUGAAAUGCAAGCUGAAGGAUCUCUGUCUUCAAAAGCCCAAAUAAAGGAGAGACAUAGAAAUACUGAUGCUGAGCAAAAAUGAUGUAUGAACAACCAACACAUAAUGAUUAAUCCCUGACACUUGUUUUAUACUGACUGUACAUAAAUGAAGACUGUUCAAUGCAGAUUCUAUUUUUGGAAAUUAAAUUUUAUUGUUAGAGAAAUUUAAUACACUGUAUGCCCUUAGUCUUUGUGUCAUUUACUAUGAAGGGAUAAGAGAAGCUGUUUUGAACUAAUAUUCAUCUACCAUUGAUAGAAAUUCUUCUACAUCAUCUGAAAUUCUGCCUGGCUCUUGUUUAUUCAGUUAAAAUAAAGAUGAUUUUUCUGGUUAGAAAACUA
This is a messenger RNA of Meleagris gallopavo (turkey), 1927 nucleotides long. RefSeq names its product small muscle protein X-linked (gene SMPX). The record is from RefSeq and is a predicted model, not a curated record. Gene Ontology annotation, cellular component: M band; muscle tendon junction; costamere. NCBI's taxonomy places the organism in Eukaryota, Metazoa, Chordata, Aves, Galliformes, Phasianidae.